Molecule: messenger RNA, 1395 nt
Organism: Gossypium raimondii (Peruvian cotton)
Lineage: Eukaryota; Viridiplantae; Streptophyta; Magnoliopsida; Malvales; Malvaceae
Exons: 2
Coding region: 281-1072 (263 amino acids)
Source: RefSeq, a predicted model, not a curated record
UUCAGUUGGAGUCGAGGGGGAGUACUAAGCGACGGCGUUUUCAUCGGUGGUUUACUCGGAGACCAGGUUGGUUAGUUCUAGUUCUUAUUUAAACAGUGUCGUCUCGUCGAAUGAAAACUCUCUUUUUUCUUUCUCUUUGGAUCUCUUCUCUGCUCCCAAACCCAUCCAACAUUUUUAAGGUUUGUUAGGUCGGAAGUUCCUGAUUUUCUGGUCUAAGUCUAAGAUUCUAAGUAGUUAAGAGUUAGUUGUAAUUUAUUUUUAUUGUUAUUGUUCUGUCAAUAUGUGGAGUUUUGCUUCAAAUACCAUUGCUAGCAUUGGGUUAAAGAGUUCAAAAGAGGCGAAUCAAGCUUGUUCCGAGUGUUCAGAUGACGAGCUGUGUUCAAAUGGUAGUAGAGAUGAAGGAUUAGAGUGUCCCAUUUGUUGGGAACCUUUCAACAUUGUUGAGAAUGUGCCUUAUGUCUUAUGGUGUGGUCACACUCUUUGCCAAAAUUGCAUCCUGGGUCUCCAACCUGCUGUUUUGAAACUCCCCACUCAGCAAAUCAAGAUCCCCAUGUUCAUUUCUUGCCCAUGGUGCCACUUAAUAUCGCUACGGCUAGUUUAUAAGGGGAACCUCAAGUUCCCUCGCAAGAACUUCUUCAUUUUGUGGAUGAUCGAGAGUUUGAAUGGGGAUAGGUAUGGCAUUUCCAGGAGAAAUCUAUCUGGGGACAAUCAACCCGUUGGCUCUCUGAGAUGUAAUUUAAUGCUUGGCAAUCAAGCUAUCAGUGGUGUUGUUAGGAGAGGAUCAUAUGCCAAUCGUUCUGAACAAAAUAGGUCUCUAGAUACUGGUGGCAGAAAUAAUGCUGAGAGGCAUCAUUUCUCGCUUCAUAAAUCAUUGGAUUUCUUCAUUCACUUUACAUCCAAGUUCCCGUUGGUCAUCAUUUUCCUUCUGGUUGUCUUCUUUGCAAUACCGGGGAGUGCUGUUAUCUUAUUACUCUACUUUCUGGUCACAGUUGUUUUUGCCAUCCCCUCUUUCUUGGUACUGUACUUUGCAUUCCCUAUGUUGGAUAGGUUGGUAAGAGAAAUCACCUCAUGAGAUGUUGCUUUCUCACUUCAAAGGUCAGAGAGAUAUAUGGUUCCAAGUGAACACAUCUAUCCGUGUUAUCAUCCUUCUUCCAAUGCUCACUCCACUUCUUUUAUUUGAAAUUUAGUAGCUCCGCCUGGUAAUGGGAUUUUUUAGUAUCCUGAAGCUUUCAGAUUAAUGCAUUGUUUUCGAUAUGGACUGUGACUAAGUGACUUCAAAACAUCUCAAAAGCUUGUUUUGGAAAUUGUGGUUGUGCCCUUAAUAAAAUGUCAUUGAAAUGUCAACUUACUUGUUGUACAAGCUUGAGUUCUCAAAAGAAUAUAAUUUGCAGUUAA